AUGCAGCAUCUUCAAGCAGAUGACUCCAAGGCCGACUACUCCGAUAACGAUUUCUUCAUGAUUCGUCACGGCGUGCGCACUGUGGAACCAGGGGGUCCAAUGUUUCUAAGAGUAAAGAUUUUUGAUGUGAAUGUGGAUAUGGAAGUUGAUACGGGAACUUUCGUAGCAGUAAUGUGCACAAAAGAGAAAAAUGAAUUGUUUCCGGAAGUUCCAAUUGAGAAUACAGAGUCGUUAUUAAAAUGUGUUGGGGAAAUAAAGUUACCAUUAGUUGGAGUAAUACGUAAGGUAGAAGUUUGUUAUAGAAGUGUAAGAAAGUAUUUAGAGUUGCACAUUAUAGAGGGUAGUGGACCAAUUCUUAUAGGGAGACACUGGUUGGCAGAAUUUGGAUUGUGGCCGAUCGAUUUACAACGUACAAUCGGCACCUAUAAGCACGGGGAGUUCAAGUUAAGGCUAAAACCAAAUGCACAACCGGUGGCUCUCAAAGCUCGUCGUAUCCCUUUCGCUAUGAGAGCAAAGGUGGAAACAGAACUAGAGAGACUGCUAAAGUUAGGGCAUAUCGAGAAAGUCGAGUUAAGCGAAUGGGUGACACCGAUCGUUCUUGUCCCAAAAGGAAAAGGCGUGCGGAUAUGCAGCGAUUUUAAAUUAACAGUAAACCCGUUCCUGGUAGUAGAUAAAUAUCCACUUCCGCUCAUCGAUGAGAUUUUUAACUCCUUGCAGGGGGGAAUCACAUUUUCCCAAAUCGAUUUAUCACAUGCGUACAUGCAAAUUGUAGUUGAGGAAAAGUCUCGAGAAUUGCUAACUAUAAAUACGCAUAAAGGGUUAUUCAGAUACAGAAAAAUGCCAGAGGGGGUUGCCUCGGGUCCUGGAGAUUUCCAACGAAAGAUGGAGGAAUGCCUUAGCAGAGUACCAAAUACUGCAGCACCCUCCAAAAUAAAAGCUAUCUUGGAAGUUCCAAGUCCCACGAAUGCAAAACAAGUUUCGUCAUUCUUAGGACUCGCUAACUAUUACGCGCGUUUCCUACCAGCCCGAGCGAUAAAGUUGAAACCUCUCUACUCGUGUUGUAACAAAGGUGAAUUUAAAUGGUCCGCGGAGUGUGAAGAAGCUUUCCAAUGGGUGAAAAAUGAAAUUACUUCAGACAGAAUUUUGGCACAUUACAAACCAAAAGUAGAUUUAGUUCUGACAUGCGACGCCACAAAAUACGGAUUAUCGGCCAUUCUAUCGCAUAAAUAUAAAGAUGGAUCGAAACGCGCCAUUCAUUUCGCGUCGAAAGUUCUUCCAAAACGGGAAAUAGGCAGAGCCAUAAUUGAUAAAGAAGCGGCGGCUAUAUUAUUCGGUUUCAAGAAAUUUUACAACUAUAUUUACGGCCAUGAGAUAAUUUUAAGGACAGAUCACAAACCCCUGGUGUUUAUUUUUGGACCACACAAAGGAUUUAGAUAUAAAAUCGAAUAUAUUAAAUCGGUCGAUAAUGGCAGUUGUGAUGCCCUUUCGCGAAUGCCUAUAUUUGAUUCUACUCAGGUCUUCGACAGGGACAUAAGUACAAUCAGUUACAUUGAUGAAGGAUUACACGCGGUAACGUCAGACGGGAUACGUAGAGAAACGGGAAAGUGUCCUGAGGUGGGAAAGAUAAUAGGCUAUUUGAGAGAAAAAUGGCCGUCUUUUAAUCAAUUAACUGCGGCGGAGAAAAAGUACCAUGAAAUACGUUUAGAAUUGUCAGUGGAGAAAGAUUGUAUAUUACGCGGUAGUAGGGUAGUAGUACCAAGUAGCUUACGUGAAGCUGUGCUAAAAGAAUUAUACGAAUCGCACUUUGGCAUAGUGAAAAUGAAGUCCAUCGCUAGGUCCUACUUUUGGUGGCCCAAAAUAGACGAGGAUAUAGAGCGUGUAGCGGGAUCCUGUGUAAUUUGUGUAGGGGGAUCGAAAAAGUCGGAUAAAGUCCCACUAACACCCUGGCCGUGGCCAGAUCGCGCUUGGUCGCGGAUCCAUAGCGACUUUCUCGGACCGCUAAAAGGUCGGAUGUUUAUGAUUGUGAUUGAUGCGCAUUUGAAAUGGCCCGAGAUGGUUGAUAUGGGGAAGUGUACGACGGCGGAUAGAGUGAUUAUUGAAUUUAAAAGGUUAUUUAGUAGACACGGAUUACCGAGACAUAUUGUGACAGAUAACGGCAGGCAGUAUACUUCAAAUGAGUUUCAAACGUUCUUAAAGAAUAAUGGAAUAAAGCAAUCGUAUUCGCCUCCUUCCCAGCAAACACAAACCACAAACGGCGCGGCAGAAAACUUUGUAAAGACAUUCAAGGAUAAAGUGAACAAAUGUUUAAAGUCAGGAAAAUCCUUAGAAUAUGCGGUGAACUUGUUCCUUUACGAUUAUCGCUCGACACCACAUGCUACGACCGGUAGAAGCCCAGCUUGGAUGCUAUAUAAGCGCAAACUUCGCACUCGUUUUGAUUUAUUAAAGCCGAGUACAAUAGAUGAGGUCGAAAACAAUAGGGAAGCGCAAGUUCAACGCAAAAAGGGAAACCGGCAGGUGUCAUUCGCGCUGUUGUGA
Messenger RNA from Vollenhovia emeryi, 2535 nucleotides. RefSeq lists its product as uncharacterized. The record is from RefSeq and is a predicted model, not a curated record. Lineage: Eukaryota; Metazoa; Arthropoda; Insecta; Hymenoptera; Formicidae. Gene Ontology annotation, molecular function: nucleic acid binding. Gene Ontology annotation, biological process: DNA integration. The coding region runs from base 1 to 2535 and encodes 844 amino acids. The transcript has 5 exons.